Messenger RNA from Suillus bovinus, 639 nucleotides. RefSeq lists its product as uncharacterized. The record is from RefSeq and is a predicted model, not a curated record. Lineage: Eukaryota; Fungi; Basidiomycota; Agaricomycetes; Boletales; Suillaceae. The transcript is spliced from 3 exons. The coding region runs from base 1 to 639 and encodes 212 amino acids.
AUGGUCAAAGAGCUCGGGAGGUAUGGUGCCCGAGGAGUCGGCACAAUAACUUUUGGCGAUGGAGCGAACUUUGACGGCGGAGGUGGAAGUAUGGAUGUUGGCGGUGCAUUAGAAGAUGUAGGAUGGGGAAGCCGCGAUGAUGAAGACUGCGAAGCAAGCAUUGAUGCUAAUUUUGAUGGGGGCAUGAAAUUUGUGGGCGGUGGUGGGAUCCUCGACGUAUUUGGGCUCGCCCCAUUUGGGAUACUGGAAGAAACAGCUACCGUGCGGGGAAGGGGAAGUUUUGAAGGAGUUGCCACGGCCCGAACCUUGGGUGUUUUUGGCCGCGAAGAUAGUUUGAAGAUCGACUUAGCCCUACUGGAGAUGGGCGCGUCCAAUGCGGCAGAUGACACAACCGAAUUCCUGGAAGAUCCAGAUGCUAAUAUUGAAGCAGAUUGGGGAAUAGGCGGCAAUGUGUCAUCCACCGCGGUGGCGCGGGAAGGAAUUCUCGAUAAUGAGAUAGUCGGCACCGGUGGUACCGCCUCCCCAUUGCCCAUCGCACCAUCGGCUGCGAAAGACACACGUGAUGCGCCGAAUGACGUCCGAGUAGGCGACACCGGGAGCGGAGGAACCUCCGCCAAGGACGACACUGGUGGACGCUGA